GUCACACUUGGCCAAUGAGCUGUACGCGGACUGAACGCGCGUCCGUCCGGCUUCGAAGCGACGUUGCCAGCUUUCCAGAAAAAAAUACCAGAUUCGACCUUCUUAGGACCCCCGGUUUUUUUUUGUUUGGCCGCGUUAUCAUUCGGGAACGCGGUACGUUAUCCAUGUGAUGGUGCUGCCCAGGUGGAUUGGGUGUUGUGUAGUGAUUUAGUGUAUUAUGGUGUGGUCGGCGCCAUCGGGGGAGGUCUUGAUAGACAUCAUUUCAAGGCCCGGGCAGUCGGAGCACGGGCACGGUGCGCUGGCGUACGGCGGCAAGCAGGUCGGCGUGGCGCAGGCGCGGCCGGCGGCCCCCUACGCGCCCAACUACCCGCCCACGCCGCUGCGACUGCAUCAGACCGGCUAUGGCUCCGCACCUUUAUACAGCUAUGGGCGCAGCGGCAACACGGUGGGCGAGUACCGGUCGGGCGCGCGGAUGUCGCUGCUCGGCUCCGCGUACCUGCCGCCGCCGCCCGGCCCGCCGGCCCACCACCCGCCGCCCGCGGACCCGCCGCCCUUCAAGAAGAUCCGGCUGUCUGCUGAGCGGCCGCACCAGUCGCACCAGCAGCACCAGCCGCUCAGGGUCGAUACUAGAGAGCCCGUUAUGAACUCGUAUAACACGGUGGAGGUGCUCUCACCGAACCCGCCCUCAGAGCCGACCAUCGAAGACCAGAACUUUCGCACCACCAAAGAUGAUCUGUUACAGCAAAUAUCUAAGGUGGAUAGAGAGAUGGCGUUGUCGGAGGCCACGUUAGCGAAACUAAAGAAGAAGCAAGAGGAACUAGAACAGACGGCCUCCAAGCCGGCCGCGGCAGCGGAGCCCGAGGAGGCUCCGCCCCGACACAGGAGUCUGCCGCAGUGUAUAUAUGCUGAUAAUAGGAAACGGGCGGCAGCAGGCCACGCUGCGCUCGCGCACCUCGGCCCGGAAGUGACGUACCCGCUGUACAACCAACCACAAGACACGCUCAUAUACCACGAGAACAUCCGCAAACACAAGAGCUUCCGGAAACGGUUAGCAGACCAUUUGCGGGCUGUGAGGCUGGAGGCGGAAAAGAAAGAAGACGCAUUAGCGGAAGCAUACAGUCGGCGAGCAGCCGAAUGGAUGCGUCGUGUAGAAAGACUGGAACAAGGACAGAAGAGGAAAGCCAAGGAUGCAAGAAAUAGGGAGUUCUUUGAGAAGGUAUUCCCUGAACUCCGGAAACAGCGAGAAGAGAGGGAACGUUUCAACCGGCUCGGAGCCCGCGUCAAAUCGGAAGCCGAGCUGGAGGAGAUAGCUGACGGUCUACAUGAGCAGGAGCAUGAAGACAAGAAGAUGAGGUCUCUUACUGUGGUGCCACCGUUGCUCAGGGACCCCAAGGAGCCGAGACCCCUACACCUGGAUGUUAACACAUUAUCCGCAGAGCGCUGUAUAGACAUGGAGACGGAGCACAAGGAGCUGCAACUACGCAACACGUGGUCCCCGGGCGAGCGGGAACUGUUCCGGGAGAAGUAUCUGCAGCAUCCCAAGAACUUCGGCCAGAUCGCCUCCUUCCUGCCGCGCAAGAGCGUGCGGGAUUGCGUCAGGUUCUACUACCUAUCGAAAAAGGCGGAGAACUACAAGCAGUUGCUGCGGAAGCCCCGACCGCGGCGACACGCGCGGCCCCGACCGCCGCCGGAGCCCGAGAUGGCGCCCGGGGGCUCCACUGGCGUUACUACGCGGUUACAGCGGUCGCAGGGAUCUCGCGCAGUGGACAAAGAAUCGUCAGAAGAAGUUGGUGUGGGUGGUGUUGGGGGUGUGGGAGUGGGGGGAGUGGGGGAUAUCAAUGGUAUCCCCAUGCCACCACACGCACCGCCUUCUGCGCAUCCCUCCAGGUCGGAACUAAGCCGCACACCGCCACUACCACCGUCCCCACCACCAGCGUCGUCCGCCCCACCAGCGCCAGUAGCGGGCGCGCCGGGCGGCGGGCUGACCCCCGCACUCACCGCGCCCGCGCUGGCCGAGCCCGCAGCUCUGCCACCCGCUCAGCCCGCGCAGCUCGCGCCCGCACAGCCCGGCAGCGGCGCGCCCGAUAUUACGAGAGACCCGCCCGUAUCAUCGAGCGCGAGUAUAACAAUAACAAGCACAGCGUGUCCCACGGUCACGAGCGCAACGAGCGCGAUCACGACCGCCGCGAGUCCCACGCCCACGAGCGCGAGUACGACCGCCCCGAGUACUGGAGCGAGUACUGGCGCGAGUGCGGGUACUGGUGCGAGUACUGGCGUGUGUCUCAGUGCUAUAAGCUUACCGCCUGGAAGUCCAGCUGCCGCGCCAGCUCCUCGCACGCCGCCUCCGGACACUGCAAGGGAUCUCGUGGAAGCGACUAGUGCUACUUCUGUUAUUACUACGGCAGCGAGCGGCUGCAGCAGCCCGGCGGGGGGGCGGGCCAGCGCGCCGCACACGCCGCAGCCCGCGCACCCGCCCACGCCCACGCACCCGCCGCCCACGCCCGAGACCGCAGUGACAGAACGCACGAGUACCCCAUCAUCAACAACAACAGCAACAAGCAUCAGCACGGUGCCCGCGGGCGAGUGUGCAAUAUGCUGCACGGCGAACGCGACGCGAAGCGUGACCGCGACCAAUGCGAAGCAGUACGGACUGGACGCGAACACUGUGGGCGAGAAGGUGUGCGAGGGCUGCCACUGCCAGUUCGUCCGCGCGCGGCGCGUGCGGUGCGGCGUGCGGUCGUGUGCGGGCCCGCGCGCCAAGCGCCUGCGCCAUCUGCCGCCGCGCUGGCACGACCUGCCCGUGGAGGACAAGCGGCCCAUUAUGGAUGAGUUUCAAAUACCAAGCACGCUAAGCAAGUGCUGCCUGACCUGCUUCAAGCGGAUAACGCGUCGUCUAGAAGCACUAGGCGGUGCGGUCUCUGAGCCUAGCGAGGAAGAAACCGCCCGCUUCAGGGCGUUAUUACGGGAACACGGGCCCGCUUGGGACCGCAUGGCAGCCGCUAGCGGCCGCUCAGCAGCCAGCCUCAAAGCGUUCUACUUCACGUACCGGCGCCGGUUGCAACUGGACGGGGCCCCCGGGAGCAGCUCCCCGGGGUCCGACACCGCGUCCGCGGGGUCCCCCCGGGCCCCGGGGCCCCGGACAGACGCAGCGGCCCCCAGACGCCGCGCGAGGAGGGAUGAGUACGACUCGUCUGCUACGGAGACGGCGGAUGAGGAGAACGAUGCGCCUAGUGCUAAGACCGCAACAAGCGGCGUAGCGACAUCCCUGAACCAAUCGUGUGCAGUAACAUCCGCAACAAUCAGCACGCCCACGAGCAUGGGCGCGAGCGUGGGCGCCAGCGUGAGCACGAGCGUGGGCGUGGGCGCCAGCGUGAGCGGGAGCGGGCCCUGCGUGAGCGCGGGCACACCGCUCACGGUCAGGGAUGUGGUGUUGAACAUGAUUGAAGUUAGUCUCAUGAAGAAUCCGAGACCCCCUCCGCAGCCCCUGCCACCUAAGCCGAACCACGAGCUGGCGACGCUGACGGUGGUGAGCGGCGCCCACCACAGCGGCAGUUCGCCCGCACGGCCCCCCACUUCCACUGCGGAUGCACCGGAUUUGGUGCUGUUGCAGGUGGACCGUCCCCCCACAGCAGGAGCCCCAGGGUCAGCAGGGGCGGAUUCCCUUCUCGACCUCACUGUCAAAAGGCCGCGCCUUGACAGACAUCCUCCACCCUCUCCAUACCGCAACGCGGAGUACCAAACCCCGUACCGGCAACCCGAACGCGAGUCCCCCAACCAAUACGCAACAAAGCCCAAACCCGUUGCCUCCCCGCGGCCCACCAUCAAGCUCCCCAACCCCAAGGGGUCCAUAACCCUCGGGACCCCAGUGGAGAGCCGUUUCGAGGCCCAGCGGACCCCUCCUGACCCCAAGACGGGGUCCAUAACAGCGGGCACCCCUGUACACAACCCCCACCACUUGCAGGAUAAGAGAUACUUCGAUAGCAGGAGGCGGAGUCCCGGGGGAGCGUACUAUGGCACGAAUCAACCAAGGCCGCAGUCACCAUCGUUUUCUACGGCACCAAACGCAGCAGUAGCCCGGGGUCCCUACGGGUUGGAACGACGACAGAUCAUGCUGACAGACUUCAUCACCUCCCAGCAGAUGCACAGUGGGGCCAGAAGGGAGAGAGAACCCCACCCCCACCCCCAGCCCCACCCUCACCACCACCCCCACCACCUCCAGCAGCAGCAGCAUCAGCACCAACAGCAUCAAAUACACCAGAUAAGGAGGGAUAGAGAUACAGUGUCAGUGAUACAAAGGCACUCCCAUGCGUACUCCCAUCCACAUCCUCCGCCUGGUCACGAAGCCUUCACCCAGCUAGUAAACGCGGCGUCCGCGGCCGCAGCCCUACCUGUCCCUCGGGCAAGGGAACCGGAGCCCGAGAUGCACCACCCACACCACCAGCAGCACCAACACCACCAGCAGCAACAACAUCACCAGCAGCACCAACAACAUCAUCAGCAGCACCCGCAGCAUCCGCAACAUCAUGAGAUUAGGGGCAGUCGAGAAUUCCCCAUGGGGCAGAAGUACGCAUCGGGCUAUUCAGCCGACAUGGAGCGGCGACCUUACGAAAGGGACCGGCCUGCACCUAAUAAUAGAGAUAGCAGAAACGACAGACUGGUAGCGCUGGGUUCGCGGAGGUACGUGGUUGACGUCGACCAUCACCAUCCUCACACGCAGCAGGUAGUAACGAGUCAAGAAGACAAGCGGUUUAGCGGUAACGCCGCGUACAGUGUGGCGAAACCGCGGCCGCCCAUUGAGAGGAAAGAUGGUCGGCCACCCUCAACCUGCGCGUCUACCGUGAGCAGUUCUAGCGCGAGCGUGUCAGCAAGCGGUGCGGGCGUGGGCGCGAGCGUGAGCGCGGGCGUGGGCGCCGGCGUGGGCGUGGGCACCAGCGUGGGCGUGGGCGGCGAGCGGCGGGCCACGGACGGCACGCUCACGGCCGCGUCGCUCAUCAACGCGAUCAUCACGCACCAGAUCAGCCAGACGUCGGACCAGCGGUUUCCGAAGAUCAUCCGCGAGGGUGAACAGAACCCACAACCUGACCGCGGUCAGCCCGGGCCCGGCUGUGAGCGUGAGCGUGACCGUGACCGUGAACGUGAGCGUGAGCGUGAGCGUGAGCGCGUGAGGGAGGAGCCCAUCACUAGCGCGGCGCACACCACUAGCAUAAAGCUCGGGGAUCUAGCGUCGAAUAUCAUUGUUCGGGACUUUAGCAGUCCGAACACGACUACGUUAAUGCAUCCCAACAAUAGGAUACUACCCCCCACGGACAGCUACCCCCCUAACAGCGUGAGCAGUGUCUCUACAAGCGGUGCGAGUGGGGCAACGUCAGGGGCAAGUGGGGCAGGAGGCAGUGGGGCAAGUGGGGCACAGGGGCAGGAGGAGUGGAGGCGGGAGAAACACUCGUACUUCGAGCCCGUGUCGCCCACGGAUACUCAGCCCGCUAGCCGAAGCACCGACACCCGACACUACACAAGUGCGAGUAGCGCUACAAGCGGAACUAGUAGUGUCGGAGUCAGCGGAGUCAGCGGGGUCAGUGGGGUCAGCGGUGUUAGUGGGGUCGGCGGAGUCAGCGGGGUCAGCGGGGUUCGCUGUGGCGUGCUGACCGCGUACGACUACGUGACAGCGCGGAUCGUGGACGUGAUGCGGAACGACGCUGACAAGCUGCCGUUCAGCGCUGACAAGCUGCCGUUCAACACGCCCUACACCUACCCGUACUCCGCGCUCAAUGUGGCCACGCCGAGCGAUCCAAGUUCAGGCGCACCACCGACCGGCGUGGUAGCAGCGCCCCCACUCACACGUGGUACUGCGGCAGAACCAGCACCACUCAUGUCGGCACAGUACGAACCGCUAUCCGACGAGGACUGACCCCCCGCCCCCGGACGUGACCCCCGGGACACUAGAAACCCCUGGGAUAAUAGGAACCCCCGGGAUAAUAGGAACCCCCGGGAUAACAGGAACCCGCGGGACACAAGGGACACUUGCAACCAGGAUAGUCGAAACUCUGGGAAUACAAGAGCCCCUCAAGAGCCCCAGGACCCCCGGAACCCCCGGGACACAAGAGUCUCUCAAGUGCCCCGGGACACUCGCAACACAAGGGACACUCGGGACCCCCCGGAGUCCAGGGACUCCCGGGAACCCGACAACCCGCUCUAGCGACCCACCGUCAUACGCACCGCCGUUCACAGACACUGAACACACAUACAUACAUACAAAAAAUGUUUUAAUGAAAAUCAGGCAAAAUGUCAAAGAUUACAGCACGCUAUUCUUUGAUAUUGUAUCAUUGUUAUGAACAUUAUUUUACUUGAUUUUACUUGAAACAGUCGUGAAAAGUAAUAAGAUGGAAAUAAAGAAUUGUUUUUCUCGUGGUAUUGAAAAAUAUGAAAAUUUUAAUAGUUUGAAAUAAUUAAAUGAUGCUGUGUCUAGUUUGUGUGUUUUGACUGUAUGCUAGACUUUACCGCUAUAUAAUAACAAAGUUUAAUUUAAAUUAUUUAUAUUGUAUAUAAUUUAUUUGAAUUUAUCAGUUUUAAUUUUAUAAUUAUAAAUAAAAAUCAUAAUUGUUAAUCUUU
Molecule: messenger RNA, 6606 nt
Organism: Colias croceus (clouded yellow)
Lineage: Eukaryota; Metazoa; Arthropoda; Insecta; Lepidoptera; Pieridae
Gene: Smr
Exons: 31
Coding region: 218-5905 (1895 amino acids)
Biological process (GO): regulation of transcription by RNA polymerase II
Source: RefSeq, a predicted model, not a curated record